CUUGUAUUGGUUUGGAACACAUAUCUGCCAGGCAGCCUGAUGCUUCAUUUAUACCCAGUCGCUUGUCUAAACCAUCACCUAAUCCAAGUGAUGCUCAGGGUAAUCCCUGGCCAACUAUUGUAUUUGAAGUUGCCCGAUCUCAAAGUCUUGCAAACGUAGUUCAGAAAGUCAAUUCAUAUUCUGCCCCUGCAUCACUUAACAGUUCAGUAACAUGUUGCAAAUUCACUAAUUCACUUCAUUUCUAUUCAUUCAAUAUAUCAUCUUGUAUCCUUGAUAGUGUUAUAAAUUUUGUUGUCGAGCAAGCAUCCAAGCAGGUCAUGCACUGGGAAGAUACCGGCCAAUUCAAAUGCCUACUAAAUAAUAAUUAUCCAUCUUUACCCAACAAAAUUGGGGGUUUUUUCCAGCUCGAAUUUGGGACUAUCAGUGGACAUGGAGCGCUAUACAAUGGUUGUUCUGCCCAUGGAAUGCGUACCUUGAUGAUUGCACGAGAAUGUGCUUAUGAAGGUUGUACUCCACCAUACCCGCCAUACCCGAUUGCAGGAAAUGUAGUCAUCGAUUUGUUUGAUAUCCAGGAGGCAAUUUUUUCAAUGCACUAG
Molecule: messenger RNA, 596 nt
Organism: Dentiscutata erythropus
Lineage: Eukaryota; Fungi; Glomeromycota; Glomeromycetes; Diversisporales; Gigasporaceae
Source: the annotation of a GenBank genome assembly